AUGGGCUGUGCGAAUGGGGAGGGCUGCGGGAUGCGCGAUCCAGACGCGGCCGACGAUGGGCGGGAGGCACUUCUAGCCCCUCUGGCGCUGCGGAUAGAGGGCUUUGUGCACAGGGAUCUCAAGCCGGCCAACAUCCUAUUCGGGGGAAAGAAUAGGGUUAAGAUAUGCGAUUUUGGCCACUCGGCCCAGCUUGAGUCCCUGUGGGGAGGUGGGGUCGGGACGAUGUUUUACAAGGCUCCGGAGAUUCUUGAUGAUUCAGACACGUAUACGAGUGCGGUGGAUGUUUGGUCCGUGGGAUGCAUGAUGGCGGAGUUUGUGUUGGAUAAGCCCCUUUUUCGCGGGCGGUCGGAUGGUCAACAACUUAAGUGCAUACGUAGGUUGGUCUGUGGCCAGACAAACCUAGUACGGAUGUACAUCAUGUCUAAGUCUGCCUCGUUAUUAGGCACGACGAGGCUCAGUGAAUCGGGAUUGGAUCUGCUCGAGAAGCUUUUGGCGUUCGAUCCGUCGGAUAGGAUAUCAGCCAGAGACGCUCUCAAUCACCCAUGGUUAGAGAAGGAGUUUGAAGAUUGA
This is a messenger RNA of Salvia splendens (bonfire salvia), 570 nucleotides long. RefSeq names its product mitogen-activated protein kinase HOG1. The transcript has 2 exons. Gene Ontology annotation, molecular function: protein kinase activity; ATP binding. The coding region runs from base 1 to 570 and encodes 189 amino acids. NCBI's taxonomy places the organism in Eukaryota, Viridiplantae, Streptophyta, Magnoliopsida, Lamiales, Lamiaceae. The record is from RefSeq and is a predicted model, not a curated record. Gene Ontology annotation, biological process: protein phosphorylation.